Messenger RNA from Lytechinus pictus (painted urchin), 6413 nucleotides. RefSeq names its product solute carrier family 35 member F2-like. Gene Ontology annotation, biological process: transmembrane transport. The transcript is spliced from 6 exons. The record is from RefSeq and is a predicted model, not a curated record. NCBI's taxonomy places the organism in Eukaryota, Metazoa, Echinodermata, Echinoidea, Temnopleuroida, Toxopneustidae. Gene Ontology annotation, cellular component: membrane. Bases 62 to 1291 code for a protein of 409 amino acids. Gene Ontology annotation, molecular function: transmembrane transporter activity.
GUCUUGCGAAGUAUACUACAUACUGUGUGCAUGUGUUGUUUUCUAUGGUUGCGACACCAGCAUGGCUCUCGGAAACGAUGUUCCGUACGUUAGUACUACUGAAGAAAUUCAUUCCAGCUGUUGGACUAAAACAAGAAAAAUAUUUUCACCUUUAUUUACGAUAUCUUUCCUGAAGGUUUUCCUUGGAGGCCAAGCGUUAUCCUUGCUCAUCUGUGGCACAGGGGUCACCAGCCAGCUCCUGAACGACAGUCAUGGAAUCAACGCCCCCACUACCCAAAGCUUUGCAAACUAUCUUCUCCUGGCGCUGGUGUACUGCACCCUAUUGUGCCUGCGCAAGACCAGGGAGAAGAACUUUUACCACAUCUUCACCAAGCGAUGGUGGAAGUACAUUCUGAUAGCACUCGUAGAUGUGGAGGCAAACUACUUGGUGGUGAAGGCAUACCAGUAUACAACGCUUACAAGUGUCCAGCUGUUGGAUUGUAUCACCAUACCUGUGGUAAUCUUACUUUCGUUUCUCAUCCUGCGUACUCGCUAUCGCAUCAUUCACAUUGCUGGUGUGGUAACAUGCAUUGCUGGCCUUGGGGCUCUCAUUGGAGCUGAUGUACUUGCAGGCAGAGCUGGCGAUGGUACGGCCCAGAACAAGCUAUUGGGUGACAUAUUUUGUUUGCUUGGAGCAAGUCUUUACGGUGUCUCCAAUGUAGCACAGGAGUAUGUGGUCCGUCAGUAUACAAGAACAGAAUUCUUGGGCAUGGUCGGACUCUUUGGGACAUUUGUAUCUGGAAUACAACUGGUGGCUCUGGAGCGUCAAGAACUCGCCACCUUCUCCUGGGACAUUAAGGCGAUCCUGUUGCUCCUAGCCUUUGCAGCGUGUAUGUUCUGUCUCUAUUCUCUCUUCCCUGUGGUCAUCAAGUGGAGUAGUGCCACAGUGGCCAACCUGUCCAUCUUGACAGCUGAUAUGUACACCUUGUUCAUCGGGCUCUUCGUGUUCCAUUUUGUGUUUUCUGCGCUGUAUCUCUUUGGCUUUGGCCUCAUCUUCACUGGAGUGAUCAUCUACUCUCUCAAACCCACAAAGGACGCUCCUUCGGGACCAAGGUCAUACAGUCUGUUCCACAACAAUCAGUCAUCGGAAAACAUCACCCGCAUCAGCAUCCGAGAUGAUGACGAUACCGCCGAAGGGACGACGACAACCUUGACAGAUGGUGCCGACAUUGAAGGUGCAGCGCCGAGGGAUGACGAUACCGAGCAGUUACAUAAAGAAUUUAGCAAGAGUCUCAAUGGUGAUUCGAACUGAAGGAGAAGGUAACCUCACUCGCUUAGAGGUUGCCUUUUUUUUUCUUGUAUUCUUUUUGUAAGUUAUUAUUGAAUUUGUAAAAAAAUUAUUCCAUCUCUGCUUUGGCCGGCACGGCUGGAUUUGGACUAUGGAAAUGUGCAAGGUUUCAUGGACAUGGAAUUUGAAUGAACUUCUCUGUCAAAGCAAGAUCUGCAAUGAAUCCAUAAGCUGUGUAUCAUCCGCUGAAGGGAAAUCUGUGGAAGUGCCAAUGUUAAAAGAAAGCAGUUGCAAGAGAAACAUUUUCUCUAUGUAUCUACAUGUGAUCAUCUACCUGAUACAAAACUUCCAUUGGAGGGAUAAAGACUUGAAGAUAGCAAAAUAAUAUUUCAUUUGCUUGCUUCAGUGAUUGGAAAUGCCGGACUGUUGGGCCAAAAGGCAGCAAUGCUAUAUAUCAAAGCAUAUGGGUCCCUUUUACCACUAAAGUUCAAUUUUGUUCACUGUGAUAUAUAGUUAUAGAUUACUUCAUAAAAUUAAUCACAUUACCUUAUCAAUUUGCUUGAAUGAUACAUGUAUAUCCUCCAUACUACUUUCUCAUCUUUUCUGCCAAAAUGAUUCAUUCGAAAGUUAUAAUCAAUCAAGCGUAUGAUAUCACUUACAAUGACUGUACAAACCCAGUGCACUAUGAAGCAAAAUGCAGGCAGUUCUAUUUUCUACGAACUGCUGUGAGAGCUCAUUGAAUUGUCCUUGAAAAUGACAUUGAGGGCAAUUCCAUAAAGAAUAUACAUUCGACCCCCCCCCCCCUCAUCAGUUGACCUUCUUAUAAUGGAUUGGUUCUAUUUUCUAGUUCAUAUCCAUAUAAAAGGAUGUAAUGGUCUCAAACUAUCGUGCCUUGUAGAGUUAGUGGAGUUAUUGGAAGUAAGAGUGGAGUAAAAUGAAAGUAAAAUGGCUGAUGAUUUUAUGAAAUUUCCAUAGAGAAUUUAAUGUACAGUUGAGGCCAAAAAUUACAUACACCCAUGGAAUUCAGUGAAAUUUGUUCGCUUGCCAAACAUCGUAAAAUUUACUCUGUCUUCAGAAAUAUGGAUACUACUGUGACGAAUUUGGUAUUAAAUUAAAGAGGGUGUUAAAGAGAAUUCCAGUAGUUGCAGUAAACACUGAUUUCAUGAGAAAGUCUGUAAAACCAGGCUUAAUUGUCAGUAUAUCAUCGAGGAUCUAGAUCUGGUACAGUUACAUAAACUGAACUUUGUGAAAUCUUGAAAUCUACGCUGAAAAAUGUUCAGACUGAACUUCCCCAACACAGAUAAGCGCACGUGGGACUGUGUAUAAUUAUUGCUUUGAGCGAAUCCUGUGCUUAUUUGCUGAUUUCUCAGCAAUUACACAAUUUCUUCCAGAAUCCUUUGGCACAUGCGUUUUAUUUAUGCAAACAGACACUUUGGUGGUCAUUUCAUUGGAUUCUGUACGAACUCAUUUUGGUAUCGUUACCAAAACUAGCAUUUACCUUUAAGCUCUUUCACAUGAUUGGGAUGCAGUUGGGAUCAAAGUAUAUUUGAGAUGUCAUUUUUUUUUUUAAAGUGAUAUGCCAAAUGUAUUCUUUGUUUGUUAUUAUUCUUUCAAAUAUUUCAUCGAAAUAUAUAAAUGUCAAAUCUAUGAUUCAUAUUUCAUUUUCUAUCAUGAUAUGUCACCACUGAAUAAACAGUGUAAUCUGAAAUGUUUGUGUUGAGAAUGAGAAGUAACUAGCACAAAUAUGAAAUGUUUUUGUCAAGUUUUUAUAUUUUGAUUUGUCUAAAAUAUGAAGAUUUUUUUUUUUUGGGGGGGGGAGGGAAAUGACACCUAAACAUUCUUCAGCUCCUGAUGACAAAGCAAUGUAAUGAAGGAGCAUGACAUACUCAUUUGUUUGAUAUCAAAUUUGUCAUGAUAGCACAAAUAUUUUAUAAGAUACAGUAAAUUUUGUGAUGUUUGGCAAGUGUCAGAUUUUCUUUGAAUUUCCUGGGUGUAUGUAAACUUCUAGCCUCAACUGUACAUGAAAAUUUAUGACACUGUCAAAGGGGUAAUCAUGUUGAAAAAAUUCUUACUUUUUCUUUUGUUUGGGGAGAAAUUACUGUACAUUGAUAUCAUGCUGUAACCAUAUUGAUAUACAUGUAUAUCCCCUAUGUUAAUUGCACAGUUGGAAUAAUUAAUUGAGAAUGGUAUUUAAAUACUUAAAUAGUGGAGCGUUAUGGCCCAGUGGAUUAGUCUUCGGACUUUCAAACAGAGGGUCUUGGGUUCGAAUCCCAGCAAUGGCGUAAUUUCCUUCGGCAAGAAAUUUAUCCACAUUGUGCUGCACUCGACCCAGGUGAGGUGAAUGGGUACCCGGUAGGAUUUAUUCCUUGAAUGCUUUUGCGCCUAUAUAUGGCCGCUCAGCUACAGCCGGGGUAAUAAUAAUAUACCAAGUAUAUUUCAGCGCCUUGAGCACAUAAUCAAUGUGGAUUUGGCGCUUUAGAAAUACUCUAUAUUAUUAUUAUUAAAUUUCCUGCAACAGAUACGAAGAAGAGUUCUUGUGUUAUUUGACCUCAUUGGGAACAAUAUGUGGUCACAUACAUUGUAUGACAUAAAAGUCGGGAGGGGGCAGACCAGUGAGCUGCUUGAGUUACACUUCCCAUGCUUUCAAAGUAAUUGCUCAUUGGUAAUUAAUGUAGAUAUGGAUUUCUCAUAAAUUCCCAAUCAUGUUUUAGUAACCUGGGGGUGUUUCACAAAGAUUUAAGUGUGACUUAGAGUCGCACUUAAAUGCUGACGCGUACAUGAUACGCAAUGCGCAAGCUUAUUGAUCAAUAUGCAGUAGUGCGCAUCACUUUAGCACGAUCUGACCAAUGCGGUCUUGGCUUAUGAUAUGCGGUGCCCCACGCAACGAGGCAUUUAAGUGCGAAUCUAAGUCAUGCUAAAAUCCUUGAUGAAACUCCCCCCUGGUUUACUAGAUAGGAAUAUGUGUCUUAUUUUUCAGAUUUUAAGCAUUUUUUUCCUUAGCUACCUGGAGGCACUGAGUGGAGCCAGAUGAAGUAUUGGCAAACCUACCAGUACCACUGAUGUACAAACAGAAGCUUUUAGUCAUCUGACAUACAUGUACAUGUAUGUUAAACAUAAAUCUUGUGCUUUACGUCCACUGUGUUAGAAAAAGGUGAAUAGGUAUGGUUGCCUGUACAGAGAUGCCUUUCUCUUACUUUGUUUUACAUUAAUCUUUCAUUUUUUUGUACAUAAUUUGUCUGUACAUGAUUGUUUUUAAUCAUUUUAUAUGAUAUGAAUUUAUAUAACUAUACAGGAACAGUACAAGUAUUAUUCACAGCUCAAAUAUCAUUAGCAAUGUAUCAUUUAUUCACAGGUAGUUUGCAUAUUUUACAGUUUACAAUUUACAGAGAAUUAUAAAAAGAAUCAAAGAUUCUAACAUAAACAAAUCAUGCAGCCAUUUUGCACAGAUACAGUACCUGUAGGCAAUCAUUGAAACUAGUAUAUAAUAUAAGCUUUGUUAAAAUUGGUAUACUUAUUUUUGGCUCUGGAAUGUUGCUCUGAUUGUACAGAAAUAGUUACAAAUAUUACAUGAUUCAUGUAUUAUUAGCUAUUGGUCAUUUUGCAAAACAUCUCAAAGUGCAAAAACUUGAAACAUGUAUUCUCUUCUUUUUUUUUCUUGCUUUUUUUUUCUCAAUUUCUGUAUUCAAAUUCAAGUUUGAUCAGUUAAUGCUUUAUUAUAAAACAUCAUGCCAGAAGAUAUGUACCAAAAUAAAAUUGGCAUGUUCUCAUAUUAUCCAAGCCACUGAAAUGUUUCUGUGAAUGUACAAGAGAAGUAGAAUCUUUAUUUCUAUGUUGCUUGCCACCCAUUUAUUACCAUUUUUUUAGGUCUUGGUUUUCAUUUGAGUAAUAUUCAUGUUCAGCCAAUCGCUGAUACAACAGGGCCCCGUCUUACAAAGAGUUACGAUUGAUCCAAUCAUAUCCAAUCAAUCGUAACUUUAUGGAAAUCCAUCAGUGUCAUAAUUUUUUUUACAGAAAAUUUGCACAAUGUCCUUUGUAAACAAAGAGAAGCAUAAUGACAUUUAAAGAAAACAAUGAAUGCAUGAUGGCAUUUAAAGAAAACAAUGAAUGCAUUGUGGUCUAGUGGUUCUGACUCUUGCCUUUCAAUCAGAGGGUCAUGGGUUCGAAUCCCAACCAUGGCAUGUUUUCCUUCAGCAAGAAACUCAUCCACAUUGUGCUGCACUCGACCCAGGUGAGGUGAAUGGGUACCCGGCAGGAUUAAUUCCUUGAAUGCUUGUGCGCCUAGGCAGCCCAGCUAAAGCCGGGGUAAUAAUAGCAGGGCCCGCUGGGAGAACAGUUUUCGGAACUGAAGUGGCUACCCUCGGUAAAUAUACAGCUAUUAUUAGAAAAUAUUUUGAACAAACAUGCAUAAUAGAUGUUGACGUUGUUGCUGGCCGUCCAUAGUUGUGAUUGAUCGGAACAAUCGCAGCUCUUUGUAAGAUGGGGCCAUGAUGUUACAUAAUGUACAUACUACAUACAUGUUCAAGGUGGCAUUAUAAGUAACAAUUUAUCAUCAAAGCACUAAGAGUCUGUAUGUCUCACGCUUCAUAGUACAUUAACUUAUUCUUUUAUCUUGCUUCUUUUCAGUGUCAUUCAGGUUCAAAGUUUCAUAAGAGAAUGAAAGAAAAGGUUUGCACAAAGUAGACAUAUCAAGUAGAUAAUCAUCGAAGGCCCCUUUCACUGACCCAAAGGGCAACAUUUAAGUUGAAAAUUCUGGCUGUAAGGAAUUUGCUAAAUAUUAUGGUGGUAUCUGUCAAUUGCUCCCGAGCUGUUUGAUAGAAAUUUUGCAAGAAAACAACAAAAUCCCACCGAACUUAAAGUAAAUCCUUAAACAGUUUGUUUUGGUACCAACCUUAUCCACUAUACAAUUGAACAUACUUUAGUAAAGUAUGAUAACAGUGCUAGAUAUUGAAUCAAAUGUUGUAAUGUCCUUUUCAUUUAUCAUUUGCAUGUUCACAAAAAAAAUGUACAUCACUUGAGAGAAAAGAUUACGAUUUUCUUUAUAUUCAACUGUAGGAUCCUUAUUAAACUUGUUGGGUUUAUUAUCAAAACCCUAUUUCAUAAAAAAACACCUGCAUUUAUGAAAUAUAAAAAAAUAUAUUAUACAGUC